This is a messenger RNA of Thrips palmi, 1138 nucleotides long. RefSeq lists its product as uncharacterized. The record is from RefSeq and is a predicted model, not a curated record. The transcript is spliced from 2 exons. NCBI's taxonomy places the organism in Eukaryota, Metazoa, Arthropoda, Insecta, Thysanoptera, Thripidae. The coding region runs from base 124 to 990 and encodes 288 amino acids.
GCUCUCCGUGCCCAUAGGUGGUCAGUCUAUGUUUGCACAUGUCGCCCGGACAGUAAACAAAUGUCGUGAAGUUUACCAUUUUUGUGCGGUUUCUAUUCGUUAUACGCCGUAUUUUUGCGUAACAUGGUUUCCUGCGCGAUUCGUCACUGUCGCAAUACACCAUACCUUAGAAAAAUCGACCCAACAAAGAGGCACUUGCGAUUUUUUCUAAUUCCAAAGUCAAAGUCGACAUGCGAAUUGACAGCCAAACGGUUCAAGAAACGCCAAGAUUUGUGGCUCCAAGCCAUAAACCGCCCCGAAAUCACCGCUGAAAUGAUUCAAAAAGGAAAAUGUUACGUAUGCAGUGACCAUUUUAUAUCAGGCUCGCCGUCAAAUAAGUACUUAGAGGAUAGCGAAGACUGGAUCCCAACAAAGAACCUGCACACUACUCCUGAGCCAGUUCAGGCAGCUGAUGAGAAUGGAAGCAAUGCUAAUGACGUUCAAAAUGAUGAGCAGGAAAGCACCUUCAUGGAUUCUUCGUCUUCCAUGCUAAAUUCGUCUGGUUUUCAUCCAUUGGAAGAAUCUCUUACUGACAUGUAUGAUACCUGUCAUGAAAAUGUUAGUGUGGAAUUCCAAACGCCUACUUCUUCAACUCAAAAGAAAACCCCUACUUCUGCCACGCAAAGAUUGCAGGAUCGUUUGACUGACUGUGAGGUUGACACCUGUCAUGAAAAUGUUAGUGUGGAAUUCCAAAGGCCUACUUCUUCAACUCAAAAGGAAACCCCUACUUCUGCCACGCAAAGAUUGCAAGAUCGUUUGACUGACUGUGAGGUUGACAUACAGGAGCUACUAGCUAAAAAUGAAAAACUGGAGAAGGAAAAUGAGGACCUCAAGGAGGAGCUUGCAGCAUUGAAGGAGAGACUCUAUGAAGAGAUAAUGAAACGGCGGAAAAUUGAGAGGGAGUCCUCUGUCAAGAUGUCUAAACUCGCUCGACAGAUUACAACAAAGUGAACGUCCACCCUGAAGACCAUUUUGCAGAAGCGGACUUCCCUCAUCCUCUGAACCCCUCAUUUAUCUCAUAUAUUUUGUUUUAACUAUUGCUUCUGGAAAGCUUUUACAAAAAUUUAAUUAAAAUAUUGCAAAAAUUUGACGAAAUUUA